AUCCAACGAUCAAGACAAACUCGCCAAAAAGCACUCAUGUCUACUCGUACUAUCCAUCAGCUUAUUGCUGAAUCGAAUCUGCCACUUGGAUCUUUUGAAUUGGCAGAAUGGUUAGAUAGUAAACUGCCAUCCCUGCGUUCUGACUUUUGUAUUCCAAAGGUUGCAACGGUUUCAAGCAACCCUCAAGAUCUGAAUGACGACGUUGCUCUGCAAGAAUGUGUCUAUUUAUGUGGUAAUUCUUUGGGUCUUCAGCCGUUAUCUACCCGUAAGCUAAUUAACGAAGAGCUCGAUGUUUGGCAGGAGAGUGGUGUUCAUGGUCAUUUUCGUCACCGCUUUGAACGGCCAUGGGUCUCGAUUGAUGACCAUGUCAUUCAAGAAUCCUGCAAUAUUGUGGGUGCUGAACACAAUGAGGUGGUUAUCAUGAACUCUCUCACGGCAAAUCUUCAUUUUUUAAUGGUGCCAUUCUAUCGACCAACCUCGCAGCGCUUCAAGAUUCUUUUGGAGCAUCACGCCUUUCCAUCAGACCAUUUUGCUUUGGAAACUCAAGCUGCAUUCCACGGGUACGAUCCUAAAAAGGCUCUCAUACAACAGCAUCCUCGAUCUGGUGAAUUUUCUAUUCGAACAGAGGAUAUUUUGGAAACUAUUGAAAAGCAUGGAGACGAGAUUGCAUUGGUACUCUUUAGUGGGCUGCAGUAUUACACUGGGCAGUGGUUUGAUAUGCCUACUAUUACUGCUGCUGCCAAAGCAAAGGGAUGCAUUGUUGGAUGGGAUCUUGCCCAUGCUGUUGGUAACGUACCAAUGCAACUGCAUGAUUGGAAUAUUGAUUUCGCGUGUUGGUGUAGUUACAAGUAUCUGAACUCUGGCCCAGGUGGUAUUGGAGGUGCGUUUAUCCACAACAAGCACAUUGGUAAUACAGAUCUCAAGCGAUUUGCUGGUUGGUGGGGAUCAGAUCCACAAACCAAAUUUGAUAUGAACAAUAGCUACUCGCCAAUUAUGGGUGCAAACUCGUAUCGUCUGUCCAAUCCAUGCGUCUUGGCUGUAGUGUCCUUGUAUGCCAGUCUAAAUGUGUUUGCCAAAACAUCUAUGACUGAACUUCGCAAAAAAUCCCUUUUACUGACGGGAUAUCUAGAAAUGCUACUUGAUGACUUGCAAAGCCCGCUGUUACAAAUCAUCACUCCUCGCGACUCUUGUCAGCGUGGAUGCCAGCUCUCAUUGCUGUUCACCUCUUCAGAGGUUGCUCAGCGUGUGUUUUGUCGAUUGGACGAGCGAGGAGUGGUGUGUGACGAGCGUAAACCAGAUGUCAUUCGCAUUGCCCCAACUCCGCUCUACAACACAUUUGCAGAUGUUCACAAGUUUGUAAACAUCAUGGCUUCCGCACUUGAACAAUAAACUCCAGUAUUACUACC
Batrachochytrium dendrobatidis JAM81 is the source of this 1406-nucleotide messenger RNA. RefSeq names its product kynureninase. Bases 37 to 1389 code for a protein of 450 amino acids. Gene Ontology annotation, molecular function: pyridoxal phosphate binding; kynureninase activity. Gene Ontology annotation, cellular component: cytoplasm. Lineage: Eukaryota; Fungi; Chytridiomycota; Chytridiomycetes; Rhizophydiales. The transcript has 5 exons. The record is from RefSeq and is a predicted model, not a curated record. Gene Ontology annotation, biological process: NAD+ biosynthetic process.